CAUUACCAGCUGGGCCUAUGAUGAUGCCAAUGCCGAUUGGGAUGCUUCUAGCUCAACCUGGAUCUAAUGUGAAGGUUUCACCGAUAGUGAGUAGUGAUCCUGAAAUUGUCAAAGCUGUAAAGGGUGUUAUACAUAAAAUGGUUGGGGCGAAUGCUGGACAGAGGAUGUCAUCUACAGAAGUAAAGAAACGCAUGGAAAAAUUGUACGAUUCAGUAAAAGAAGACAUUCCUCCACCUACCAUGCCAUCACCACAAAGAACAACAGAUUCAUCAAAAAAGGACAUACCAGCAAGAGAUUUACCAAUUCCACCACGAAAAUCACCAUCACUGUCAGGCUUUACAUCUUCAGGAAAAAGUGAUGAUGUCUCUUCAACUGUAAUUCAUCUAGUUGUUCACAGGCAUACAAAAUGCAGAGGAUGUAAACAGGCCCCAAUAACAGGCAUCAGAUACUUGUGUUAUAAACACAGAGAUUGCAGCUACUGUGCUUCUUGCAGACGUCAAGGAAAGCAGACAAAUGCUAACUGUAAAUUUUGGAAGAUAGCCGAAAUAAAACAAUGGACAAAAGAAAAUAAAGGUCUGGUUGGUAAAGGGACAUUGCAUCAUGGGAUGCGCUGUAGUGAAUGUGAGGGUCCUAUAGUUGGAGAACUAAGCACAUGUACGACUUGUGAUGACUACAAUCUUUGUGAAAUAUGUGCAGUUACUUGUACCCACAAGAAACAUAGAUUUAUAACAACCAGUGAGCCACAAAAAGCGAUCCCAAGACCAGACAAUGAGAAAAGUCUUGAAAAGCACCCAGGUGUAACCUGCGAUGGAUGCAUGCAUGAUAUAUAUGGUAAACGCUACAAAUGCGCCGAGUGUGAGAACUAUGAUCUAUGCAGCGUCUGUGAAGGUGUGGGACUCCACGAAAAUCAUAAAUUCUUGGUGAUUGACAGACCUGAUGCAAGAGGAUCAACGGCUGAGGGAAUCGGCUAUCAAGUUAUUCGCGAAAUGGUCGAGCAACAGAUGAAACAAAAAGAAGCAGAGAAAAAGGCAGCUGAGAGUGAUGACGAUGGAGUUCGUAAACUUGCAAUGCUGAUGGCUAUGCUUUCGGGCGAUGAGAGCGGAGAUUUUUCAGCUGGGGAUGUUGUUUACAUGACUACAAAUCUGGAAAAAGCAAAGGAAUUACAAGAAGGACACGGCGGUUGGAAUGAUCUUAUGGCUCGUUGCCUUGGGAAAAGAGGAGUUGUAUCGGGAAUAGUGUCUCACGUUCGAAAAGUCAAAUUUGAUGAUGGAAUGGAGUGGUCGAUAAAUCCAGCAUUGUUAUCAAAGAAUCCAGACAAGGGUGCAGCAUCUGGGAAGUUCAACAGGUAUGAUAUAGUGGUGAUCAACUGUGAUGCGCGCACACUGCAACAGAAACAAAUAGGACAUGGUGGGUGUAAUGAGGAAAUGGUAAAGGCUAUUGGUGUGAGAGGAAUUGUGCAUGGGGUAGAUAGUGAUAAUGAUGUUGUUGUGGAGUUCAUUAACAGCGACAAGUGGUGUCUGAAUCCAGAACUUCUGACUAAGGUGGAUACAUCUAAAGAAGAAAUUGAGUCGGGAUCUUUGGUCAUUAUCAUAGAUGACUAUGAAAAAGUUAAACAACUCCAGCAAGGACAUGGCGGUUGGGUUUCAAAGAUGAUCGAGGCCUUGGGACACGCUGCUGUCGUUAAGAGAGUCGCCGGGCAACGUGUUGAGGUAGACUUCAAUGGUAAUGAGUGGGUUUUCAACAAGAAAGCUGUGGUACUCGUAGCAUCAGGAGAAGAAAUGAUCAAAGUGGUGGGCGGUGGCCGAGCCAGGCAAAGGCAAGAACUCCAUGGUAUCGCAGGAAUGCAAGCGUUACAUAUGAUGGCGCAACUGGAAGCCAUGAAACAAGCAGGAGGCUUAGAGGGGAACGUUUGCAUCAUAUCAUAAUAUGGUUGCAAAGUGUGACACUGCCCAUUCGUAGCGUUUGACUAGCUUCUUAAAAGAUAGCUUCGUCUACUUCAUUACUUUAGGACCAACCUCUACGCUCUGGGUAUGCGCACAUAUUUUCUGACAAGCAGAUGUACAUUAAGAUGCAUUGACACGCUGGCAGGAAAUACAUUAAGAGGAGCAAAAAUCGUAAUAUUCAGAAUAUGCAACCCUGAUAUAACCUUAUUGGAUACUCUUACUCUCAUUGCCCCCUUUUCUACCCGUGACGAAGCUGUUAGAGAUUAUACUACACAACCAUCUGUAAGCUUAUAGUUGUAACCUUAA
This is a messenger RNA of Owenia fusiformis, 2249 nucleotides long. The record is from the annotation of a GenBank genome assembly. NCBI's taxonomy places the organism in Eukaryota, Metazoa, Annelida, Polychaeta, Sabellida, Oweniidae.